This is a messenger RNA of Triticum turgidum subsp. durum (durum wheat), 2817 nucleotides long. The record is from the annotation of a GenBank genome assembly. NCBI's taxonomy places the organism in Eukaryota, Viridiplantae, Streptophyta, Magnoliopsida, Poales, Poaceae.
AUGACGACCCGGCGGGUGAGGCGGCGCACGUGCAGGGACAAGGGGAAGGGGAAGGAGGUUGUGGAGGAGGGGCGGGCGGUGGAGGCCGGCUCAUCGCCGCCGCGGGACUGGGUGCCGGCGGGGGAUGGGGAUGGGGGCGGCGAGGCGGUGGCCGGCGAGGCCGUGGACUGGACGCUGCUUCCGGAUGACACCGUGCUGCAGCUGUUUGGCCGGCUGAGCUACCGCGACCGCGCCAGCUUGGGGGCGACCUGCCAGACCUGGAGGGGGCUCGGGUCGUCGCCGUGCCUGUGGAGCACGCUCGACCUCCGCGCGCACCGUUGCGACGCUGAGGUCGCCUCGUCGCUGGCCUCGCGGUGCGGGGGCCUGCAGCGGCUGCGGCUGCGGGGUCAUGAGGCGGCUGUGGCGGUGGCCUCCGCCCUCGGCGCCCGCGACCUCCGAGAGGUGGUGGCCGAAGGCUGCAGGGGACUCACUGACGCCACUCUUGCAGUCCUGGCCGCUCGACACGAGGCGCUGGAGAGCCUCCAGAUCGGUCCAGACCCCCUUGAGCGCAUCUCCAGCGACGCCCUCCGCCAUGUCGCUCUUUGCUGCUCCCGCCUCCGUCGCCUCCACCUCUCGGGUCUCCGUGAAGCUGACUCUGAUGCCAUAGGAGCGCUGGCGCGCUACUGCCCCCUCCUUGAGGACGUUGCCUUGCUCGACUGCGGCACUGUAGAUGAGGCUGCCCUUGGUGACAUCCACUCCCUCCGAUUCCUCUCCAUAGCAGGAUGCUACAACGUGAAAUGGGCUACAGCAUCCGCCUCAUGGGCCCAGCUUCCCUUGCUAGUCGCCGUCGACGUCUCCCGCACUGAUGUCUCUCCAAAUGCUGUCGCUCGUCUAAUCUCCCACUCCAAAACCCUCGAGCUUAUAUGUGCUCUUAACUGCAAAUUUGUCGAAGAGGAACAAGCACACAGUCCCACUGCAUUUAGCAACUCCAAGGGCAAGCUUGUGCUUACCAUUACAUGCCCCAUUUUUAAAUCACUCGCUUCACUGUUUCCUGCCGAGGCUGUGGAGGAGCACGGCGUGUUCAAUGAGUGUAAUUGGAGGAACAAAAGGAAAAUACUUGGUGUCAUGAUGAACUGGCUCGAGUGGAUCCUAUCACAGUCGCUUCUUCGGAUUGCGGAGUGCAAUCCAUAUGGCAUGGAUGACUUCUGGUUGCAGCAGGGCACAUCAAUGCUGCUGAGCCUGGUGAAGAGCUCACAGGAGGAUGUGCAGGAGCGUGCAGCUACAACAAUUGCUACAUUUGUGGUUAUUGACGAUGAAACUGCGAAUGUGGAUGCUGCAAGGUCGGAGGCGGUAAUGCGGGAUGGAGGCAUUCCACUUCUGCUGGACCUUGCAAGGUGCUCAAGGGUGAGUGCUCAGUCUGAAGCAGCAAAGGCUAUUGCCAACCUAUCGGUGAAUGCGAAGGUUGCAAAGGUGGUUGCAGAUGAAGGAGGUAUCGCCAUUUUCACUAAUUUGGCUAAGUCGACGAAUCGACUUGUUGCUGAAGAAGCUGCUGGUGGCCUUUGGAACCUCUCCGUGGGUGAGGAGCACAAGGCGGCUAUUGCGGCAGCUGGUGGUAUAAAGGCUUUGGUUGAUCUUAUAUUUCGUUGGCCUGCUGGGACUGAUGGAGUUCUUGAACGUGCUGCUGGUGCGCUUGCAAACCUAGCUGCUGAUGACAAGUGCAGCUUGGAAGUUGCAAACGCUGGUGGUGUCCAUGCUUUGGUUACACUUGCUCGAUCAUGUAAACUUGAGGGCGUCCUAGAACAGGCGGCAAGGGCUCUAGCCAACUUAGCUGCACAUGGAGAUAACAACAACAAUAAUGCAGCUGUAGGUCAGGAAGCAGGGGCUCUUGAGGCAUUAGUGCAACUAACAUGUUCUCAAAACGAGGGUGUAAGGCAAGAGGCUGCUGGUGCUUUGUGGAACCUAUCAUUUGAUGACAGGAAUCGUGAAGCUAUUGCUGCUGCGGGGGGUGUUGAAGCAUUGGUUUCACUUGCACAACAAUGUCUGAAUGCUUCGGAAGGCCUUCAGGAGAGAGCUGCUGGCGCAUUAUGGGGACUAUCUGUCUCAGAAUCGAACAGCAUCGCAAUUGGACAGGAGGGUGGCGUUGCACCAUUGCUCACAAUGGCACAGUCAGAGGUUGAAGAUGUUCAUGAGACAGCUGCAGGGGCAUUGUGGAAUCUUGCUUUCUAUUCCAGCAAUGCUCACCGUAUAGUUGAAGAAGGUGGGGUGCCUAUACUUGUGCACCUUUGCUCAUCAUCAGGGUCAAAGAUGGCUCGGUUCAUGUCUGCGCUAGCCCUUGCCUAUAUGUUUGAUGGAAGAAUGGAUGAGGCCGCCAUUGUUGGGACAUCAUCUGAGGGCAGUUCCAAAGGUGUUAACGUCGAGGGAGCUAGAAGAAUGGCUUUGAAGCAUAUAGAGAUCUUUGUGUUGACGUUUUCAGAUCCACAGGUGUUCUCUAUGGCUGCAGCUUCCUCAGCACCAGCAGCGCUAUCUCAGGUUGCCGAAGCAGUGUUCAUACAAGAAGCUGGACACCUGAGAUGCAGUGGUGCUGAGAUAGGUAGAUUUAUUGCCAUGCUUCGGAAUCCUACGCCAGUUCUUCGUGCGUGUGCUGCAUUUGCCCUUCUUCAGUUCUCAAUCCCGGGAGGUCGACAUGCAACACACCAUGCGGACCUUCUGCAAAAUGUUGGAGCGGCUCGGGUCUUGCGUGCAGCGGCGGCAGCAACAUCAGCUUCCAUUGAGGCCAAAGUGUUCGCCAGAAUUGUCCUUAGGAAUCUGGAACACCAUCAGGCAGGGACUUCAACCUGA